Pseudogymnoascus verrucosus is the source of this 5682-nucleotide messenger RNA. RefSeq lists its product as uncharacterized. Gene Ontology annotation, cellular component: actin cortical patch; clathrin coat of coated pit; clathrin complex. Gene Ontology annotation, molecular function: structural molecule activity; clathrin light chain binding. The record is from RefSeq and is a predicted model, not a curated record. Gene Ontology annotation, biological process: Golgi to endosome transport; intracellular protein transport; receptor-mediated endocytosis. Bases 257 to 5305 code for a protein of 1682 amino acids. Lineage: Eukaryota; Fungi; Ascomycota; Leotiomycetes; Thelebolales; Thelebolaceae. The transcript has 6 exons.
CCUGAAUUCAAUCUCCAUCACAACGCGUUACUCCUACAACCUUUUCUGUAUCUCCUUCCUUCCUUCUUUACUCUUCUUACGAAUCGCGAAGUCGAAACUUCGCCACGAACAUUCCCUCAUUAUACGGCUUUAAUACUGCUCCGAGAGCUGUACCAACACAAAUACCCUAUUACGUGUCAGCACCCUGACACCCUUAUUCCGGAGUUGAGGACAGGCCUUGCCAACUGCGCGCCAUCAGCGCAAGCCCAUAAUAAAGAUGGCAGCUCUUCCCAUCAAGUUCACUGAGCUUCUUCAGUUGACCAGUGUUGGAGUUGAACCUGCCUCAAUUGGAUUCAACACCUGUACACUCGAGUCCGACUCCUUCAUCUGCGUCCGCGAGAAGAAGAACGAAGCUGCAUCACCGGAAGUUGUUAUCAUAGACCUCAAACAAAAUAACAAUGUGACGAGGCGACCCAUCAAGGCCGAUAGUGCCAUCAUGCACUGGAACAAGCAGAUUAUUGCGCUCAAGGCUCAGUCGAGAACACUUCAAAUAUUCGAUCUAGAGCGGAAGGCGAAGCUGAAGUCGGCGACAAUGAACGAGGACGUUGUGUUCUGGAAAUGGUUCAGCGAGACCACUCUGGGCCUUGUCACAGAUACCGCAGUUUACCACUGGGAUGUCUUUGACCAGAACCAAGCACAGCCAGUUGAGGUCUUUAAGCGCCAUGAGAACCUCCAGGGUUCGCAGAUAAUAAACUACCGCGUCAGCGCGGACGGAAAGUGGAUGGUCGUCAUUGGCAUCUCCCAACAGCAGGGCCGUGUCGUUGGAGCCAUGCAAUUAUACUCGAAGGACCGUGGUAUCAGCCAGGCUCUCGAGGGCCACGCAGCAGCAUUUGGCACCCUGCGCUUAGAGGGCGCGCCUGCCGAUACGAAGGUUUUCGCAUUCGCCGUCCGCACAGCCACCGGCGCGAAGUUACACGUUGUGGAGGUCGACCAUCAAGCGUCAAACCCCGCUUUCCCAAAGAAGGCGGUGGAUGUAUAUUUCCCAGCAGAGGCAGUCAACGAUUUCCCAGUCGCCAUGCAGGUUUCGGAGAAGUACAGCAUCAUCUACUUGGUGACAAAGUACGGCUUCAUUCACCUCUACGACUUGGAGACCGGCACCUGUAUUUUCAUGAACCGCAUUUCGAGCGAAACGAUCUUUAUUACAGCGUCUGAUUCCGCAUCCGAGGGUCUUGUCGGUGUCAACAGGAAGGGCCAAGUGCUCUCCGUGGCCGUGGACGAGGCAACCGUGAUUCCAUAUUUGCUUCAGAACCCAGCAAACUCCGGCCUGGCCGUCAAGCUUGCGUCUAGAGCAGGUCUACCUGGAGCAGACAACCUUUACGCACAACAGUUCGAUCAGCUUAUCAACGCAGGCAACUACGCUGAAGCUGCCAAGAUUGCUGCAAACUCCCCCAGAGGUUUCCUCCGCACACCCCAGACAAUCGAGCGCUUCAAGAACAUCCCGGCCCAGCCUGGACAGCUCUCCAUCAUCCUUCAAUACUUUGGUUCGCUUUUGGACAAGGGUGAUCUCAACAAGCACGAGACUCUUGAGCUUGUCAAGCCAGUUCUCGCCCAGAACCGCAAGCAUCUCAUCGAGAAGUGGAUGAAGGAGAGCAAGUUGGACUGUUCAGAAGAGCUUGGAGAUCUUGUCCGCCCACACGAUUUGGCUCUUGCCCUGAGCAUCUACCUUCGCGCAAACAUCCCACAGAAGGUGGUUGCAGCAUUCGCUGAGCUUGGCCAGUUCGACAAGAUUGUGCCUUACUCGAGCCAGGUUGGCUACCAGCCGGAUUACAUCGUCCUGCUCCAGCACAUUGUUCGUGUCAACCCAGAGAAGGGAACCGAAUUCGCCACCCAACUCGCCAACAAUGAGGGUGGCUCACUCGUGGAUGUCGAGCGCGUCGUCGACAUUUUCCAAUCGCAGAACAUGGUUCAGGCUGCCACUGCUUUCCUCCUCGAUGCCUUGAAGGACAACAAGCCUGAGCAGGGCCACCUCCAGACACGCCUGCUUGAGAUGAACCUCAUCAAUGCUCCCCAAGUCGCCGAUGCUAUUCUCGGCAACGAGAUGUUUUCUCACUACGAUAAGGCUCGCAUUGCACAGCUGUGCGAGCAAGCCGGGCUUUCCCAGCGUGCAUUGGAGCACUACGAGGAUCCGGCAGCUAUCAAGCGUGUCAUUGUCAACAUCGUUGCCACGCCUACUUUCAACCAGGACUGGCUCACCAACUUCUUCGGCCGCUUCUCCGUUGAGCAAUCGCUGGAUUGCCUGGAUGCCAUGAUGAAGUCCAACAUCCGCCAGAACCUGCAAGCUGUUGUGCACAUUGCCACGAAGUACUCCGACCUGCUUGGUGCUACCAAGUUGAUCGAUCUCUUCGAGAAGUACAAGACUGCCGAGGGUCUGUUCUACUACCUUGGCAGCAUCGUCAACGUCAGCGAGGACCAAGAUGUCAACUUCAAGUACAUUGAGGCCGCGACGAAGAUGCAACAAUUCAACGAGGUUGAGCGUAUUUGCCGUGAUAGCAACCACUACAACCCCGAGAAGGUGAAGAACUUCCUCAAGGAGGCCAGGCUGACUGAGCAACUUCCUCUCAUUAUUGUUUGCGAUCGUUUCAACUUUAUCCACGAUCUUGUUCUAUACCUAUACCAAAACCAGCAUUUCAAGUCGAUCGAGGUUUACGUUCAGCGUGUUAACCCAGCAAGAACCCCGGCUGUCAUUGGCGGCUUACUUGAUGUUGACUGCGACGAGAGCAUUAUCAAGAACCUCCUGCAGACUGUCAACCCAACGUCGAUCCCUAUCGACGAGCUGGUUCAGGAGGUUGAGACCCGCAAUCGUCUGAAGAUCCUUUUGCCAUUUCUUGAGGCCACCCUUGCCUCUGGCAACGAGCAGCAGGCAGUCUACAACGCCCUGGCCAAGAUCUACAUCGAUAGCAACAACAACCCAGAGAAGUUCCUGAAGGACAACAACCAGUACGAUACUCUCGUUGUCGGAAAGUACUGCGAGAAGCGUGACCCCAACCUUGCAUUCAUUGCAUACAGCAAGGGCCAGAACGAUUUGGAGCUUGUGAACAUCACCAACGAGAACUCCAUGUUCAAGGCACAGGCUCGCUACCUUCUUGAGCGUGCGGAUGAGGAGCUCUGGAACUUCGUUCUCAGCGGAAACAACAACCACCGCAGAUCGCUCGUUGACCAGGUCAUCUCAACGGCUGUUCCCGAGUCCAAGGAGCCAGAGAAGGUUUCCGUUGCUGUUUCUUCUUUCCUGAAGAAUGAUCUUCCCGUGGAGCUCAUUGAGCUGCUGGAGAAGAUUGUUCUUGAGCCUUCCCCAUUCAGUGAUAAUGGCAGCCUCCAGAACCUCCUUAUCUUCACUGCCACCAAGGCUGAUAAGAGCAAGGUCAUGGAUUACAUCCACCAGCUCAACGAGUAUACUACGACUGAGGUGGCUGAUAUCUGUAUCGAGGUUGGUCUCUACGAGGAGGCCUUUGAGGUCUACAAGAAGAUCGACGACCAUCCCAAAGCGGUCAACGUUCUCGUUGAACACAUUGUGAGCAUUGAUCGUGCCCAGGAGUAUGGUGAGCGCGUCGAGCUUCCAGAGGUCUGGAGCCGCGUUGCCAAGGCUCAAUUGGAUGGUCUUAGAAUCAGCGAUGCCGUGGAGUCUUAUAUCCGCGCACAGGACCCCAGCAACUACAAGGAGGUCAUCGAGUACGCCGUUCCCGCCGGAAAGGAUGAGGAUCUCAUCAAGUACCUCAAGAUGUCGCGCAAGACUCUCCGCGAGCCAGAGAUCGACACUGCGUUGGCGUUUGCAUAUGCCCGCACUGACCAGCUCUCUGAGUUGGAGGACUUCCUCAAGGGUACAAACGUUGCAGAUAUCGAGGAGUCUGGUGAUAAGGCUUACGCCGAGGGUUACCACCAAGCCGCCAAGAUCUUCUUCAGCAGCAUCUCCAACUGGGCCAAGCUCGCUACCACCCUUGUCCACCUCAGCGAUUACCAAGCCGCUGUUGAGUGUGCUCGCAAGGCCAACAACAUCAAGGUCUGGAAGCAGGUCAAUGCUGCCUGCGUGGAGAAGAAGGAGUUCCGUCUUGCUCAGAUCUGUGGUCUUAACCUGAUUGUUGACGCCGAAGAGCUUCAAGAUCUUGUCAAGCAAUACGAGCGCAAUGGCUACUUUGACGAGCUCAUCGCUGUGCUCGAGCAAGGCCUUGGUCUUGAGCGUGCUCACAUGGGCAUGUUCACUGAGCUCGGCAUUGCCCUGUCCAAGUAUCACCCUGAGCGUGUUAUGGAGCACCUGAAGCUGUUCUGGAGCCGUAUCAACAUCCCCAAGAUGAUCCGUGCUUGCGAGGAGGCUAACCUCUGGCCUGAGCUGGUCUUCCUGUACUGCCACUACGACGAGUGGGACAACGCUGCUCUUGCCAUGAUGGAGCGUGCUGCCGAUGCUUGGGAGCACCACUCCUUCAAGGACAUUGUUGUCAAGGUUGCCAACUUGGAGAUCUACUACCGUGCUCUGAACUUCUACCUUCAGGAGCAGCCGUCUCUCAUCACCGAUCUUCUCCAGGCUUUGACUCCGAGAAUCGAUGUCAACAGAGUGGUCAAGAUGUUUGAGAAGUCGGACAACAUCCCACUCAUCAAGCCAUUCCUUCUCAAUGUUCAGACACAGAACAAGAAGGCUGUCAACAACGCCAUCAAUGACUUGUUGAUUGAGGAGGAGGAUUACAAGACUCUUCGCGACUCUGUCGAGAACUACGACAACUACGACCCUGUUGAGUUGGCGCAGCGCCUCGAGCGCCACGACCUGGUCUUCUUCCGCCAGAUCGCUUCCAACAUCUAUCGCAAGAACAAGCGUUGGGAGAAAUCGAUCGCUCUGUCCAAGCAGGACAAGCUUUACAAGGAUGCUAUUGAGACGGCGGCGAUCUCAGGCAAGUCGGAUGUCGUGGAGGAGUUGAUCCGCUAUUUCGUCGACAUUGGCAGCAAAGAGUGUUACGUUGGCAUGCUCUACUCGUGUUACGACCUCAUCCCGCUUCACAUCGUCAUGGAGCUCUCAUGGCGCCACGGUCUUACCGAUUUCACGAUGCCAUUCAUGAUCAACUUCUUGGCCCAACAAUCCGCGACGAUCGAGAUCCUCAAGAAGGACAACGACGAGCGCAACGCGCGCGAGCAGUCGCAGGUCAAGGAGGAGAACAACACCCCGAUCCUCGGCGGCUCCCGCCUGAUGCUCACGCAAGGCCCAGCCGGACAACCAACCUCGCCAGCUCCCUACGCGCAGCCCAACGGCUUCGCGCCGCAACCAACGGGCUUCGGCGGGUUUUAGACGAUGACAACAAAUACAUGAGAUGGCCGAUAAUUAAUGGGAAAAAGUGCGUGGAUAUGUGAGGUGUUUCUCUUUCGAUGUAUUCCUUCGAGCGAGACGGGUCUUUUGGCUGUGGAAUUAUUUUCGCGCCAGGGCCAAUCCCAUUUCAGGUUCCGUUUUUUUUUCUUCAUGAUGAUUUGUAUUUAUAUGGAGGGAUGGUUUUGGGGCAUUCUGUGAUGGGGGAUGGGAGAUGCACAAAGGCAGGCGGGUGAUGUUGGGUGCGCUUCUUUAUGAUAUGGAGGGUGUUCAGACAGAUGACUUUGAGUUACAACUCGAGGUUUUGCUUGGCUUUGUAGGUAGCUAGAGAGAGAAUUCCAUGAGAUGUACUUUGACAAACC